AUGAAAGAACUACGCAGCAAACAUGGACAUUUUCUGUACGCUUUAACGGAAAUUGGAAUUUAUGGCGAGAAUGGCUUUUUGUUUCAUCAUGGAUUUCCACGAGAAAUGACUGAUUUUCACAAAGAUCGACUCAAACAACAUGGAAUCAUCAUCGAAGGGAAAAGCGCUAUUCAAAAGAAGAACGCGCCAUGCUUGAGAACAAUUGGGAAUCUUUUCGGAAAGAUUACGGAU
Messenger RNA from Mesorhabditis belari, 231 nucleotides. NCBI's taxonomy places the organism in Eukaryota, Metazoa, Nematoda, Chromadorea, Rhabditida, Rhabditidae. The record is from the annotation of a GenBank genome assembly.